Molecule: messenger RNA, 984 nt
Organism: Pisolithus orientalis
Lineage: Eukaryota; Fungi; Basidiomycota; Agaricomycetes; Boletales; Pisolithaceae
Product: Ureohydrolase
Exons: 8
Coding region: 1-984 (327 amino acids)
Cellular component (GO): cytoplasm; cytosol; nucleus
Molecular function (GO): arginase activity; manganese ion binding
Source: RefSeq, a predicted model, not a curated record
AUGACUACCCUCACUAACAAGUUCCUCCCAAAUCCGAAGACCAUCGCUGUCGUGGGUUGUCCCUUCAGUGGCGGUCAGCCUAAACUCGGAGUCGACAAAGGCCCAAUCCAUCUCGUCGAAGCGGGUUUGAUUACUCGGCUUGAGGAACUUGGCUGGAGAGUCCUCUUUGAUGGUCACCAUCAAUUCGAAGAAAUCUCAGCUGCUUCGGACCCACCAAUUGGCAAACUUCAGAACCCCAGACACGUAUCCCGCGUCUGCGAAUCCGUAGCAGAGGUUGUCGGUACGCAUGUAAGGAACGGCCAGUUACCAGUCACUCUUGGAGGCGAUCAUUCGCUCGCCAUGGGUACCAUUUCGGGAACAGUUGAGGUACGCCGUCGUCAUAUACGUCUUAGGGAUUUUAACGUUGCGCGCUGUAGCUCCUAUCCCGAUGCAUGCGUCAUAUGGGUUGAUGCCCAUGCUGAUAUCAAUACUACUGAAACGACAUCCAGCGGAAAUAUACAUGGUAUGCCUGUUUCAUUCCUUCUUGGACUUGGAGAGAAGAUACCCGAGUAUGCCUGGGUCAAGCCCCUCUUGAGACCGGAACGUCUUGUCUACAUCGGCCUGCGUGAUCUCGACGCCGGAGAGAAGCGCAUCCUGAGGGAGAACAAUAUCAAAGCUUUUAGUAUGCACGAGGUAGACAAGUACGGCAUUGGGCGCGUGGUGGAUAUGGCACUUGACCACCUCAACCCGAAUCGCGAUCUACCAAUUCACUUGAGUUUCGACGUAGAUGCACUCGACCCUUCCGUGGCACCGUCCACCGGAACACCUGUGCGCGGAGGUUUAACCUUCCGAGAAGGUCACUAUAUUUGUGAAGCAAUACACGAAACGGGGCUCCUCGUGGCCCUCGAUUUAAUGGAGGUCAACCCGUCACUGGCUGACCCGGAGAGUGUCCGGCAGACAGUGGCGGUGGGCUGUUCCCUUGUCUGUUCUGCACUGGGUGAGUGA